Molecule: messenger RNA, 746 nt
Organism: Linum trigynum
Lineage: Eukaryota; Viridiplantae; Streptophyta; Magnoliopsida; Malpighiales; Linaceae
Source: the annotation of a GenBank genome assembly
AUCACCCACCCCAGCGGCAACGCCGCUCUCCCCCUAUCCCAUCUCUUUUUAAGAAAAUAUUUCCAUCGCUCUUUUCUCUUAAUCUCAAAUGCUAGAUCGGACUCUAGCCCUACAGUGACGGCGAUGAAAGAACGAGGAUGGAGGACAAAGGUGGCGGCACAUCUUCUCUACUUGCGAGGGAGCUCUGGAUGGGUGGAACCCAACAGCGCCGCCACCAUCAGGAGCGACCGCCACACUCCGAUUGUCAGAGAUGUUGGAUGAGAGGAGGGUUCGAUGGCGCCGCCGAAAGCCUAGAAGACGAUGGGUUCGGCUACAGUGGCUGUGUUGUUGGAAAUCCCCCCACUCGAAGAAAUUGAACCCAGAAAUUUGUUGUUGAUUUUUUUAUUUAUUUCCAAACGGUCAGAAACCAAAAAUCGGUUGGACGGUUCGAGCGACUCGAAUGGCUAACCAUUUUGGUCGCUCAAAAACCGUCCUUCCUUACCGUUGUGGCUAUUGAAUGGUUCCGAGCCGGGCUGGAGUCCGGGUGCCUGUUUUACCGGUUCGAUCGAUCGGCUCGGCUUUAACAACAGUGGUCCUUUUGGUGAUUGAAGUAGGUGAUUGAUGAUGAUAACUGGAACACAUGGAGUUUGGGACAUCAUGGGUUGUUGCUGGAGUUGUAUGGGCAUAUAUGAUAUUCAACACUCCCGCUCAAGCGUAGACAUGAAUGACAAGAAUGUCAACCUUGAAAAGAAAAUGUGAAGAACGGU